This is a messenger RNA of Humulus lupulus (European hop), 1374 nucleotides long. RefSeq names its product protein FAR1-RELATED SEQUENCE 5-like. NCBI's taxonomy places the organism in Eukaryota, Viridiplantae, Streptophyta, Magnoliopsida, Rosales, Cannabaceae. The coding region runs from base 1 to 1374 and encodes 457 amino acids. The record is from RefSeq and is a predicted model, not a curated record. Gene Ontology annotation, biological process: regulation of DNA-templated transcription. The transcript has a single exon. Gene Ontology annotation, molecular function: zinc ion binding.
AUGGCACUACUUAACUCCGAGGAUGAGCAAACUUACUUUUGGUUGCUUGACAAAUUUAUUGAAUGCCAAAAUCAUGUAACACCAAAAGUUGUGGUGACAGAUGGAGAUGGAGCUAUCAAAAAUGCUGUCUUGAAGUACUUCCCAAAUGCAACUCAUUGGUUGUGUGCGUGGCACCUGUGUACCAACACUUUAAAAAUUUCAAAAGACCCUCGAUUCUUACAAGGAUUUCAAGAUGUCAUGUACAACUAUUACACAAUAGAGGAAUUCAUGCAAAAAUGGGGGGAAUUAAUACACAAUUUUGACCUCUAUUCUAGCCAAUGGUGCACCAACACUUAUCACAGUCGUCGUUCAUGGGCAGAGACAUACCUAAGAGGGAAAUUUGUCGCCGGAAUGCGGACCAACCAAAGAUGUGAGUCUAUGAAUUCAAGUAUUAAAAAAUUCCUACAUGCAAGUUAUAGUCUCCGUGAAUUCGUUACCUCGAUUGACGUUGCUAUGACAAAGUUGAGGCACGUCGAGAGAGAAGAUGAUUACAAUAGUCAACACAGUAGUCCUCCAAUACCAGGUCCCAAAAAUGCUCUUAAGACGUACCAUGAGCAGUGUGCCAAAUUGUACACUAGAAAUAUGUACUAUAAAGUAGCUGAUCAAAUCAAAGCGGAACAUGCGUACUUUGUCAACAAUUGUGAAGACAAUGGUGAAUCAUUCUCCUACAGUUUUUCAAAGUUCCAACACGAGGAUAAAGUGUACAACGUUCAUUACCACCCACAAGAGGAGACAUUCACCUGUCACUGCUUGCUUUUUGAGACAGACGGCUAUCCGUGUAGACAUAUUUGGGCCGUAAUGAAAUACCGUCAUAUGAAGAUAGUACCACAGUCUCUCCUGCUGAAACGGUGGAGUAAGAAUGCAAAAGCAGACCUCCCCCUCGAACUAAAGCAACACUCCACAGAAAAGCAACAGUUAUUUGAAAUGGCUAGGCAGGCAUCCCUCGCUUUGGAUACAAACUUGUUGAGCUAUUACGCUUCCAAGUCUGAGCAAUCUUACACCAAAGCGAAACAAGAAGUGGCAACACUAACUGCAAUGUUCAAGGAUGCAGUUCCAUUGGAAUCAAACACCGGUGACAAUGACUCGGGACGAUAUCAAACCUAUCAAGAAAAUGAAAACAUUACCAGGGACCUAACACCUUGUAGACCUAAAGGAUCCGCCUAUGCAAGAAACAAUAGGGACAAUGUUACGAUAGAUAUGUCAGAUGGAGCCGUUAAAACUAAAAGGAAGUGUUCGAACUGUUAUUCUGCAGACCACAAUCGAAGAACAUGCCCUCAGCUGGCCGGUCUACCGCUUCCUCACGGUCAACAACCCUCACCAAGUAAGAGAGCUUAG